AAAACCAUGGCCGAUAAUCGGCAACUUGCCACAUAUGAGCACUAUGCCUCACCAAGGCUUAGCCGCAAUGGCCAAAGUUUACGGCCCUCUCAUGCACCUUAAGUUAGGGUCCGUGGAUGUUGUGGUGGCGGCGUCGGCCUCCGUGGCUUCUCAGUUCUUGAAAGUCCAUGACUCUUAACUUUUCGAGCCGGCCGCCGAACGCUGGUGCCAAAUAUGUGGCGUAUAACUAUAAGGACCUUGCGUUUGCACCGUAUGGGCCGAGGUGGCGACUAUUACUUAAAAUUUGCUAUGUUCAUUUAUUCUCCGGCAAGGCUUUGGAUGACUUCAGACACGUUCGACAGGAGGAGACAAAAGUGCUUGUACGAGCUUUGGCAAGUGCAACAACAAAGUUGGAUUUAGGCCAACUUUUGCACGUAUGCAAUGUGAAUGCUCUGGGGCGAGUCAUGAUGGGGCAAAGGGUGUUCGGAGACGGCAGCGGGGGCGCCGAUCCACAGGCGGACGAGUUCAAGUCGAUGGUGGUGGAGCUGAUUAAUAUCGAGUAA
Molecule: messenger RNA, 542 nt
Organism: Hibiscus syriacus
Lineage: Eukaryota; Viridiplantae; Streptophyta; Magnoliopsida; Malvales; Malvaceae
Product: flavonoid 3'-monooxygenase-like
Exons: 2
Coding region: 168-542 (124 amino acids)
Molecular function (GO): oxidoreductase activity, acting on paired donors, with incorporation or reduction of molecular oxygen; monooxygenase activity; heme binding
Source: RefSeq, a predicted model, not a curated record